AAUAGCUAUUCUCUUCUCGUUCUCUUAUUCAGUUGUGACUAAUCAAUGAGGUUCAAAUAAUUUCAAUUUUCAAGAAUAUUUCCAUGAGUUAAAUUUGAUGAUUAUGUCGUUCUUUUCACUGAAAACCCCAAGAUGUCUUUAUGCUGUGAAAAUAAAUUUCCUUUUUUCUACUUUCUCUCGUUUUCCACUUUUAUCUAAAAAAAAUAAAAUAACAGGCUUGAAAACUUACAAUUUUUCUACUACUUCUACCUCAUUAGUCCAAGAAUCAAAAGUGAAAGGCGUUCAUGAUAACAUUUCAUCAUUACAAUUGAAAAAAAGAUUGAUAAGGAAAAAGAAAUUGGUAGACAAUGAAAAAAAAGCGCCAGGUUUAUUCAAUGUAUCAGCUUUUGCAACUGCAGAAGAAUAUGAUCUAGAGCAAUUGGUACGAGGAUUAAAAAAUCAAGAUCUUUAUGAACCAAAGUUCAUAGAGAACAGUACCGAUGUUGUUGUAGCUUCAGCAAAAUAUCAGCUAGAAGAGGAACCAAGGGACAUAUUCUUUUUUCGUGAAGGUAGUGUUGUCAUGUGGAAUGUAAAUGAUUUGGAAAGUAGUAAUUUGUUAUCAUUUUUAAGACAAUAUGAAAAUGACAGCUAUUCUAAUCAGCUAAUUGAAGGAGAAAAUGAGAUAAUGACUUAUAAACAUCAAGAAGGAAGUAAAGCCAGUGUGAUAGAAAAAAAUGGAUAUUUUGGAUUGAAUAUAAAUCCAGAUUCAAUUCUCCUUGACAAAUAUACGUUUUCAAAUGCUCUGGCAUUAUCUGUAAAAUUAGCAGUAUGGGAAGUAUCUCUUGAAAAGUACAUUGAUUCAAUAGAGUAUGUUACUGAAGAUUUGAAAAUGGGGAAGAGAAUUAAAAUGAGUAGAGAGCAAGUCCUGAGAAAGCAUGGGGAAUUAUUUGCAUUGAGACAUUUGAUAAAUUUAAGUUCUGAUCUUCUAGAUACACCAGAUUUCUAUUGGGAUAAUGAACAAUUAGAAAAUUUGUAUCUACAAGUCUGCAGCUAUUUUGGUAUAAGCAAAAGAACAAAGGUCAUGAACGAAAAAAUAAACCACUGCGUGGAACUAAUUGAAUUGUUAUCUACUCAUUUGAGCAAUAAGCACAGCACAAGAUUGGAAUGGAUAGUAAUUUUACUCAUUUUAGUUGAGGUUAUUUUUGAAAUAAUUCAUUAUCUGGAUAGAUUUGUAACUUCAGGAAGAAACAAAUUUUCUCUAAGUCAUAUUGAAUCGACACAAGUUUAAAAUAUUCAAGAGAAAUGAAGACUUAUUCAUGAUAUCUUAUAUAAUAACUUUAAUAUUGUUAUUAUUUUUCAAAACCUUUAUUUGUUUUAUACAUAUAUUGAUAUAAUCAUGAUUAAA
This is a messenger RNA of Harmonia axyridis, 1384 nucleotides long. Its product is annotated as required for meiotic nuclear division protein 1 homolog. The transcript has 3 exons. The record is from RefSeq and is a predicted model, not a curated record. Gene Ontology annotation, biological process: positive regulation of mitochondrial translation. Lineage: Eukaryota; Metazoa; Arthropoda; Insecta; Coleoptera; Coccinellidae. The coding region runs from base 98 to 1267 and encodes 389 amino acids.